AUGGCUGGAGAGCCCCUGCACUCGCUCUCUUCAUCUAACAGUUUGGCUUCGGCUGCCCCUUGGUACGAUGAGGAGGAGUAUGACGUCAUUGUCGUCGGCGCUGGCCAUGCGGGGUGUGAGGCGGCCCUUGCAUCAGCUCGGCUAGGCUGUAGGACCCUCCUGCUCACGCUCACUCUUGACAAGAUCGCUUGGCAGCCCUGCAAUCCAGCCAUUGGGGGACCAGCCAAAUCGCAACUGGUUCAUGAGAUAGACGCCCUUGGUGGUGAGAUGGGGCGAAUGGCGGACAGGUGCUACCUUCACAAGCGUGUGCUGAACCUUUCAAAGGGUCCUGCAGUGUGGGCGCUUCGUGCACAGACUGACAAGGUUGAAUAUUCCAGGAUCAUGAGAGGAGUGCUUCAGAGCACUGAGAAUCUUGACAUUCGUGAGGGCAUGGUAGUGAGCCUUGACAUUGGCCCAAAUGAUGAUGUCCGGGGUGUGCACACCUAUUUCGGUAUAACUUUCCGGGCAAAGUCUGUUGUUGUGACAACAGGCACAUUCAUGAACGGCCGAAUAUGGGUAGGAAGAACGUCAAUGGCGGCAGGAAGGGCUGGGGAGUCAUCUUCUGUUGGUUUGACAGAGUGCCUUCAGGGCUUGGGUUUCGAAACUGGAAGGCUGAAAACAGGAACGCCUGCACGUGUGGACCUAAGAACAGUGGACUUCUCUACUCUUGAGGCGCAGCCAGGCGAUGAAGGAGCACGAUGGUUCAGUUCUGAUCCGGAUGUUCAUAUUGAGCAUGAGCAGAUGCCCUGCUUUAUUACAAGAACCACAGAUGCAACACACGAGUUGAUACGCAACAACCUGACUGAAUCACCGACAUAUGGCGGUUGGGUGGACUCAAAAGGACCAAGAUACUGCCCUUCGAUAGAGGACAAGAUUGUUCGCUUUGCGGACAAGACCAGCCACCAGAUCUUCCUGGAACCGGAAAGUCGCACAACUCCUGAGCUGUAUGUCCAAGGGUUUUCAACAGGAUUUCCUGAGAGACUGCAGAAAGCACUCCUGCAAACAUUGCCAGGUCUUGAGAACUGCAAAAUGCUUAGACCGGCAUAUGCGGUGGAAUAUGACUACCUACCAGCUUAUCAGUGUGAUGCAACACUCGAAACUAAGAAGUUCCACGGUUUGUUCUUCAGUGGCCAGAUCAAUGGAACAACAGGGUAUGAGGAGGCUGGCGCACAGGGUCUAGUGGCUGGUAUAAAUGCUGCUCGCAGAGCUCAACAGCUUUCGCAAUUUGUGUUAACUAGAGAAAGCUCGUACAUCGGCACUCUGGUGGACGACUUGGCUACAAAAGAUCUAAGAGAACCUUAUAGAAUGCUCACCAGCAGAUCAGAAUUUCGUUUGCUGCUACGAGCGGAUAAUGCAGACAGUCGGCUAACUCCACUUGGACGACGAAUCAACCUCGUUGAUGACAGAAUGUGGGGAAUUUUCUGUGAGAAGCAGGCUCGCAUGGAUACUGAAUGGCGUCGCCUGGAGGGAGUGCGUGUAAGUCAUACCCACCCAGUGUGCCUAGAUGCCGGGAAGCUGUCUGGACAGCGUGUGUCUCAGCCUGUGACAUUGGCUGAGUUGCUAAGGAGGCCACACGUACACUAUGACUUGCUUGACAGACACCAGAUGGGGGCAGACCAGCAGGGAACAGGAUUAACCCAUACUGAAAAAGAGGGUGUCGAAAUUGCCAUAAAAUACUCUGGGUUCAUCAAGCGACAAGAAAAGCAUUUGCAGCAGAUGAAAGCGAAAAGAGGGAAGAAAAUUCCUGAUGGCAUUGACUAUUCAAUGCUGGAGACGCUUUCCAUGGAAGCCAGGGAAAAACUACAAAAGGUGCGACCAAAGGACAUCGGUCAAGCUUCGACAAUUGGAGGUGUGAAUCCUGCAGAUGUGAACGCUUUGCUGCUCCACUUGGAAGUUCGUGACCGGAGGGGAAGAAAGAGAGAACGAAGGGAUAGGCAAGAGCCAGUGGCAGAAAUUGAAAGCAUGCUAUGA
This is a messenger RNA of Ostreobium quekettii, 2010 nucleotides long. Lineage: Eukaryota; Viridiplantae; Chlorophyta; Ulvophyceae; Bryopsidales; Ostreobiaceae. The record is from the annotation of a GenBank genome assembly.